This is a messenger RNA of Schistocerca americana (American grasshopper), 8526 nucleotides long. RefSeq names its product calmodulin-binding transcription activator 1 (gene Camta). The transcript has 28 exons. Bases 1 to 4569 code for a protein of 1522 amino acids. Gene Ontology annotation, biological process: regulation of transcription by RNA polymerase II. The record is from RefSeq and is a predicted model, not a curated record. Gene Ontology annotation, molecular function: protein binding; double-stranded DNA binding; transcription coregulator activity. Gene Ontology annotation, cellular component: nucleus. NCBI's taxonomy places the organism in Eukaryota, Metazoa, Arthropoda, Insecta, Orthoptera, Acrididae.
AUGUCCCGUGUGAGGACGGGAGUUGGCAGCGACGGUGUGGGCGAGCUGGUGGGCACGGGUGGGACCGAGGCGGGGGCGGCGGGCAGCGUGUUCCUGGUGAGCACGCGCCGCCCCCAGCCCGUGGCGGCAACCUCCGCCGCCAUUGCCGCCGUCACCGCUGUUCAGGCCCCGGGGGCCGUAGCAGCCGCCGCCCCUUCAACUCGUGCUAUCACGUCCGCCGCUGCCGCCGCCACGCAGGUCGACGCCGUUACAGAUGGAGAGGCCAUCAAACUGCCGGACAACUUGGAAAGCCUGCCGAAAGCUGACCACUUUCCCACGCAGAGGCAUCGGUGGAACACCAAUGAGGAAAUUGCCGCCAUACUCAUUAGCUUUGAUAGGCACAAUGAGUGGCAAAGCAAGGAGGUCAAGAUCAGACCGAAGAGCGGCUCGAUGCUGCUGUACUCGCGCAAGAAGGUGCGCUACCGGCGGGACGGCUACUGCUGGAAGAAGCGCAAGGACGGCAAGACAACGCGCGAAGAUCACAUGAAGCUCAAGGUGCAGGGCACCGAGUGUAUCUACGGCUGCUACGUGCACUCGGCCAUCCUGCCAACGUUCCACCGGCGCUGCUACUGGUUACUGCAAAAUCCUGAUAUAGUACUGGUGCAUUACCUAAACGUGCCCUAUCCUGAUGACAACAAGCUGGCAGUGAUAACUCCAAGCCUUGCAUUAUGGGGAGACAAGAAGGAGUGGACCAAGGAGGAACUGGUAUCACAACUGAAGCCCAUGUUUUUCAGCGAGGAUGAGCCAGACCUGAAUAAUGAACUUGAAAUAUCAACAGCUGAAACAGUGGAAGCCAUUGUGACGCAACUGAUGGAGAAGCAGCGUGUAGCUCGUGCAGCUGCUCUUAGCAAGCAACUCGAAUGUGGGUGCCCAGAUUCCACAUGUGCUGACAGUAAGACAUGUUCCCAUCCCAUGCGACGAAUUACUGCAGCAACAGCAGAAGUUGACAGCAGUAAUCAGGUGUCAUCAACAACUGGCACAGGAAGCCUACUGCUAUCUACAGGCUCUGGUUCUACAAAUGGCAGUCCUGCUGUAGGCAGUCAAACUCAGCAGCGAGUACAUCGUUCGUCUGCCUCUAAUGUCCAGCAGAAUUCAACAGCACCACCUCUUGUGCUUAGUUUAUCCCAGAUACAGGGAUGUUCUGCUGGUAGCCUACUCAUACUCAACAGCUCAUCAACCACUGGAAACUCAAAUAGUGGAGGUGGUACAGUGACAUUUUCCAGCAAAGAAAAGACAGUUGUUCUUAAACAGGAAGCAAUGGACACAAGUUCUUGCAGUCGUCUGCAGGAUGUGAGCAACAACAACAGUAGCAAAAUGGAUGUGACUAAUGGCAAUGCUCCUCCAACAUAUGACAAUAGUGCUUACCAUAGACAGCUUCGGCAGCAUGAGAAGCGAUCAACAGGAGAGCAGCUUCCACUCUUGCUUAGCAGUGCACCCCCAACACCAAGCAAGCAUAUGGACACUACUACCUCAGAAACAGAACUCACUAGCUACUGCAAUGCAGAUACUGUGCUUGUCAUAGGGACAGGGUCCUCAACCAAAAAUAAUGGAGUGGGUGAUUCCUCAGGGAUGGGAGAUUCUUCUGUUUCUCUUGGGUUUUUUAAUGAAACUCUUGAUUUGUCACAAGAGGACAUACAGAGGACAUUACAGGCUAACAUGCCCUGUGCUACUGGUGUCACUGUAGAUGAAUCCCAUGGACAGCACCAAGCAGAUGACGAUGAUGUGAUAGUAUCAGAAAUUAAUCCUAUGGAUUUUAUUGAUGGGUGCUGUGAUGUAGUAGUUUCACCAGAUGAAACACAGUCUGUAACGGGUACAGGUGUGGACGAUGAUGUUUUUGUAAAUUUGGAUGCAUUUGAUAUGUUAGGUGAUUUUCCUGAACUUGAAAUUAUGGAACCAAGUGUUUCUGCAGAUGAGACAGUAACUGUACACAGUGGUGAUGUCAGUGUUGAUGACAAGGACUUGGUAACUGUGACUUCCGUUGAGUCACAGCAGGCUUCUCAUGAACCUGACAAGGAUAGAGGUCAGCCUUCACCUACCAUCGAGUUUCAUGAGGGGACUGUCAACAUUACUGAUUAUUCCCCUGAGUGGGCGUAUCCUGAGGGAGGUGUGAAGGUGCUUGUAACCGGUCCUUGGUACUCAACUACAUCACCAUAUACUGUGCUAUUUGACACAUUCCCUGUGCCUACCACUCUGGUACAGAGUGGAGUACUGCGGUGUUAUUGCCCUGCACAUGAGGUAGGAUUAGUUACUUUGCAAGUAGCUUGUGAUGGUUUUGUCAUCUCAAAUUCUGUGAUGUUUGAAUACAAAGAGCCAAUAAGUGGUACCAGCCAAAUGGCAUGUGAAGAGCGUGAAUCUCGUGACAAGAAUGGCAAUGACAACCUUCUACGUUUCACCCUUCUGCAACGCUUAGAGGCAAUGGAUGGUCGUCUGCAAAUCAAACAGGAGCCUGAGGGUUCUGAUCUGGUUGAAGGCUCAUCAAUGUUAAGCCAAAGCAAUUUUGAAGAUCGUCUGGUAAACUAUUGCCAAGAAAUGACUUCAAAGGCUUGGCAGUGUGGAGAGGAAGUGAGCCCCUCUUGGUUCUGCAGUCAUCGAGGCAUGACACUUUUACAUCUGGCAGCAUCCCUUGGUUACUCUAGGCUUGUUUGUGCAAUGUUGCACUGGAGAGAGGAGAAUUCGUCUCUUCUGUUGGAAACAGAAGUUGAUGCCCUUAGUCAGGAUGAAGAUGGAUAUACUCCCCUUAUGUGGGCUUGUGUACGAGGUCACCAUGAAACUGCAUUGCUGUUGUAUCGAUGGAACCAUACAGCAUUAAAAGUCCGAAAUCAUGCUUCACAGACAGCUAUAGACUGUGCAAGAGAAUAUGGACAUGAUUCUCUGGCGCAGGACCUAGAGCAGCAAGAGGCUUUACGUCUGCAAGAGAACCCCGGACCAGAUGACAUAUUUCUUCGACCAGAUAUUGUUACAAUAUUGGACUCUGAAAAAACUUCACUGAACAGUGAGCUCCAUGUAAACAUUCCACCCUCUACAAACAUAGAUUCAGAGAUGAGUACUCCAAAUAGUAAUGAGAAUGGCAGUCAUAGCUCUGCUCAGAGUCCUGUUUGCUCAAGCUCAGGGAAUGGAGAAUCUAAUAGUAGUGGCACAGUUCAACAGAGGCUGACAAAGCGACCAUCAGUGGACAGUGGCAUCAACUUGGGCCAUUCUUCAGAUAGCUUGUCAUCUUUACAGAGUCGAGGACCUGGUUCCAAAGCUUCCUCUUCAAGAGAAGUUUCAAGGUUGUCUAGGUUUGAUCGGAGCAUGUCUUUGCCAGUGAGCUCUCCAAUGAAUGGUGUUGAAACUCCAUACGACUCCAUCUCUACUGAUGGCCAUGAUCCUCUAAUGAGUUCCCCUAUUAGACGAAUGGAUUUUGCCUUAUGCGAAGUGGCUACUGGAGCAAGAAGUGAAAGUCCAAUGAUUGACGAGGAGGGAGUAUCUGAUGAGGAUCUGGAAAAUAAGCAGAACAUUGUAGGGGAGCAAGAAGUGCGUGUUUUAACUUUAGCGGAACAAAUAAUUGCUGCAAUGCCUGAAAGAAUAAAGAAUGAGAGUGCAGAUGUAAUGUUGGACCAGGACAGUUCACGAAAUGACUCAUCAGCUGGAAAUAGUGAUACCUUACCAGAAGUCUUCAUGGAACCUCUUUUGAUUGAUGAAACGUCUUCAUCAUUUGAGCCUGUAGAAUUUAACUUUGAAUUCAGUGAUCACAAUUAUAGGUACUAUGAUGUGAGCACGCCAGGCUCCUCCAUGAGCCCAGCCUCCUCCAGCUGUCUACAGUCUCCUUGCUCAUUCACACUUGAUUCGCCAUCUCCACCGCCAACUACAGCUGACUUCUGUGAAUUUUUUCAGGCAUCUGGAAAUGUUUUUGAGAAGGAUUUCUCAAACCUCACACUUUCAGAUAGGGAACAACGAGAACUGUACGAAGCAGCAAAAAUCAUUCAAAAGGCAUACCGUUCAUAUAAAGGCCGAAAGAAGUUGGAGGAACAGGAUAAAGAAAGAGCUGCUGCAGUACUUAUUCAAAACUACUAUCGUCGGUAUAAACAGUAUGCAUACUUCAAGCAGAUGACUCAUGCCGCAAUGGUGAUACAGAAUGGGUUUCGAUCAUAUUGCGAGCACAAGCGUUUUAAGAAAAGUCAGGAAGCUGCUGUUUGCAUACAAAACUACUACCGCAAUUACAGGGAGCAGGGGGGGAGAGGGAGUCGUGAGAGCACACCUAGUGCAACAAGCAGCAGCCUCAAGCGCACAUAUUCGCAGAGACGACAGCAUCAAGCAGCUCGGAAAAUUCAGCAGUUCAUGAGACAAUCGAAAAACAAAUUGCAGAGAGAGCGAGCUUUGGCAGCCGAAAAAGAGAAGCUGGAGGGCCAGUCAGUGGAUGCCCUCCAAAAGUUGCCCUGUCCCGGCAGUAUGGGAUGCUCCACCAACGUUCCAAAUAGCAGUGGCCGUCCAGUGGCAUCUAGCCCCAGAAACACUAGUGUCCAUACCAAGGAUGCUGCUGGAAAAACGUGAUUAAAUCAUUAGAGCUCUGACAACAUCCAGAAACACCAGAAAUAGAAUGGAACAAAAUAUUUAUCAUGCUGAUGAAAAAGUGUUGUAUAUAUUUAUCAAAGUGCUUGUGAAAUGAACUGACUGCACUGCGUACUUUUUUGUUACUCUGUUUUAGAGUAAGCUUAAUAGUACUUUUACAGAAUUAAGGUACUGCAACAGUCAACUGUCAUAAUGAUGGGCGUGACUGUUUUAAACGAAACACAUCACAAGACUUGUAAAUAGAAAACUGUUUACAUGUACUCUGAAUAUAAGAGAAAGCUAUAAACAGAUAGCAAGCUAGUCAUGUUUCUUUUGCCAGUAUUGUGUUUCAAGUGCUGUGAACGAAUUUCGUAUCAGGUCAAGAAAGAAUACAUUAUUGUUGACAGUGCCACAUAGUAACCUACUGUCAGUGAAUCAAGUUAUGAGUACUGAAUGAACAUUUUAAACUUUGUGUACCUUGGAGUGCUAUGAAAGUAAAAGCAACCGAGCCAUGGCAGUUUUUGAUAUAUAACUAUGUUUACAUGCAGUUUCUGUUGUUCAUUGUUUGUGUUUUUAUCAGUAAAGAAAUGUAUUUUCAUGUUCUCAGGCUGUUUUGACAUAUUUGAAUAUGAUGUGGUGACUGGAUUAUGAAUGUAAUGGGACAGAGUAUUUGUUGGCUUUACAUAUUAUGAUGGAAUGGAUUAUUUUUCGUGUAUUUAUUGCCCCUUACUACCAAAACAAACUCAAAUUUUUGUUGGCAUAAUUUAACUAUAAAUUGUGUUAUUCAUUUAAUAAAUAUAACUAAAAGCUUGUAUUUUAAAUUGCUAAAUAUUAUUGCUGUUUGUUUCCUGCUUCUAUUGCAGUGCACGAGAGUUAUCAUUACCGGUAUUCAUUUGUAUGCCUCUUGUAAAGUGCAUGAAAUGUAUAACUGGUAUUCAUUUGUAUGCCUCUUGUAAAGUGCAUGAAAUGGGCAGGUCCCACUGUUUUUUGACUAUUGAUAGUGAUCAGAUAGCAAACACUUCAAUUAAUCAUGUAUAUUUUGAUAUACUAUGGAAGUCACAUAAAUUUUGACUGCCAUACACAGUAAUUUAUGAGGUGUUGUUCAUAACCUGAGACAUGGAAAUUUUAAAGAAAAUGAUUGGUGCAUUUGUUAUUAAUUAAUUUAAACUUCUAAUUAAGUAUGUUUUAUGUACAUACAGAUUAUUUUUGAGAAUAUAAUGAAGUGUGUGGCCCUCCUCUGAGCACGUUGGUACUUGUUGGGCCGGAGUCUGUAAGCUUAGGAGUUGAAAAGUGAGAUUCACAGAGCUGUGAUGUAGAAUUCAGAUUUCUUUUCUAAAAUAUGCAACUAAGACAUGGCUUCACUUUUUAUAUAUUUUUAUGUAGUCAUACGUAUAGUAUAUCAAAUCACCUGUUUGUAAAUAAAUAAAUUGCACUCUAGAAGAAAAAAAUUAAACUGAACUUUUUGUACUUAAUAAAAUAAGACUUAUAGAGACAAAAUGUUAUCAACAGUGUAUUUGUUUAUUCAUGUUAAUUUUUUCUCUAAAGAAAUUAGCAUGUAAUAGAAAUGGAUAGAUAACAGACUAUUUAGGUAAAAUGCAAAAUGAGGACAGGAAAUUUACAUCUUAUAAUCUUACGACAAUUCCAUUUUCAUCUUUAAAGCUUUAAUUCAAAGGUCUUCACUAUUGUAGGUGUAAAUGCCUUUUUAAAGGCAAAAGUGGUAUGGCAUUUAUAAUGCCUCUUCUACAAUCAGUUGCUUACAGAUGUAGAAAGAGCUCUAUAUUUGUAACUUACCCAUUUAGUAGAAGUGUUUACAGGACUUCUUUAUCAGGCUUCUGAAGUAUUAUUUUUUUCUGGUUACUGUGAAACAAUUAUUCAGCAUAAAGCUCUUUUUAGGCUCACAAUAGAUUUUGUGCAUUUCUUUCCAAUUCAUUUGAUUGUUCUUUUCACUGCAUGUGCCACAAUAUGUAAAGGAAUCUUCUGAUUCAGAUCGUUAGUAAAACUAUUUGAUUUCCAUGUUAUCCAAGUUAAUUUUCUUUUUACAUUUUUGCACUGAAUUCAGAAGUUCUUUACACUUACUAACAUUUUUUGGUAAUGUUGGGUCAACAUGUUUAUUUUGUGGAUCACAGUAGGUAGGACAUGAAUUUUCUUUUUAGUUUCUUUAUUCACAGUAAUUUGUAACUGAGGUUCAAUAUAUUCACAAAAUUUUAGUAACAUGUUUCUGUUACCUAUUUGUGGGGUACUUUUCGUUCAAUAUAUUUUUUUAAGUUUAUUAAUUCAAUUAAGUUCAUUAAUCAUUUUUAAAUUAAUUAAUUUGCAUUGAAAUGUGUUUACUUGCUGAAAAACUCAGAUACAUUUUAGGAAAGUGUAUGUAAUUUAAUAGAGCAUCAGACACGUAAAGACAAAGAGUGACACAUCUCUGUUACCAGUAUCUGAGGUGUUUCAAAAUUUUUGUGGCAACAAAAUUGUUGCUGAAUUUUUAAUCAAAUAAUUUCAUUUAUUCCCAGACUAAGGAACUGUCAUUUGAUGGAAUUUAAUAAAAUGCGAUCUGGGGUGUAUUAAAAACAGCUCUACCACAGUUGGUGACAUUUGUGAUCUGAAAGGUUUUUAAUUCUCAAUUGAGCAUAAUUUUGUCUUCCUCCAUGUGUUAGAAAUGAAAUUAUCAUUGGGUAAAGGAAGCACUUCUACUACACACAUUUGUCCUAAUUACUGUAACUACCAAUAACAUUCAAUUUAAUGUUUUUCCUCAUCUUCUACAACUUCCAGUUCAACAUGUGGACACUUUUUUUAUAAUUCUCAGUACAAAUUCCAGCAGUGUAGAACUAAGGGCAGGAGAAAGGAAAUUAAAAUCAUUGGUGGGAUAACUUGAUAAAAUAUUUUUGAUAUCUGUUUCUAUAUAUAUUAUGAGUGUUUGAGAUUUUUAGUGUAGUUAGAAGCCAGUGGCUGUUUCAUAUUUUCUACUCACUUGUGGUUUAUCAUAUUUACAAUUUCUACAUAUUGGGACAAUAGAAUUAUUUUCUUGCACCUUACAGGUUUGUUACUGGACAGGUAUUAGAUGUUGUUUGCAAGUACCACUGAUAUUUCCAAAAAGUAUCAGAGUAUUUGUGAGUUACUGAUAUUUUUUAAACAGAUGAGCUAAUUAACCAGAAUGAUAAUUUUGUAAAGGGUUUCUGGAAUUUUCAGAGCUAAUUUUUAACUAUAAUUAUCUGAUUUUCAUGCCACUGACAGUAACAUCUGGAUCACUGUUUUAAUGUGGUAUGUUAUACUAAUUUAUUACCAUCAAAUGAAACUUUAUUCAUGUAUCGUGAAAUGUUCCUUCUGUGGUAGAUGUCUGGUGUCUGGGAUAUCCAUUUUCACUUAAAGAUACCCUGAUUAGCAUGCCCUUAGUUAUUGCACUUGAACUCAUUCUGUGUAACUGAAUUUUGUAUUUCACCUGUAUUCACAGAAUUUUGCUGCAUAACCACUGCCAUUUUUAUCCAGAUACAAAGUAUUGUAAGCAAAUUGUGAAGGUAGGAAAACAUCUGGUGGUCUAUUUUAAUCCACAGAUGUGCAAAACAGUUAUACAUUACAUGGAUUCAGUGAAACCUAUUUUAAAAGACUAAUAUAGAUAAAAGAUUUUAUCUUAUGGUAGUGCUCAUGAUAUUGUGUAUUGUUCCUCAUAUAACAAUAGAAAUUAAGAGGAAGUAACACCAGUAACUUCCGGAACUUAUGAACUGCAUUAGAGCUUGGAAAUAGCUCAAUGAACUUCGAAUGUUCAAAGUUGUUUAAAACAAUUUCAAAUGAGUUAAGCCUACAAAGUUCAACCUGUUGUUUAAUGCAUAUAUCCAUUACAUUAAUAUUACAAUAUUUCUGCAGGUAGUACAUAAAAGUGCUUAAAGAAUUGUUGAAAGAUAUAGUAGUGCAAUGUAAUUGACUUGUCUUUUUAUUGUCAUGAAAUCUAAUUUCUGAUACAUAACAUUUUAA